Molecule: messenger RNA, 2583 nt
Organism: Cajanus cajan (pigeon pea)
Lineage: Eukaryota; Viridiplantae; Streptophyta; Magnoliopsida; Fabales; Fabaceae
Molecular function (GO): protein binding
Source: RefSeq, a predicted model, not a curated record
UCUCUUUAGAUUUUUUUACUGGCCUCGCCUUUAUCGCCAAAUACCCAGUUUCACUCUCCCUCUGAUUUGAUUUGACACUUUUUUUUUUAUUUUAUUUUAAAUUUUCCCUAUUAGCAUGUAUGCUAUCAUCUCUCUCUGAUUUGAUUUCACUCUCCCUCACCCCACCCCAUUUCUUCUUUCCCAUAUUUUCGAAUUAAAAUAUCUAAAAAAAUUGUUUUUUAAAAUUUUAUUUAAUUGGGGUGGUGAGGAAAAAAAAAUUGAUUCCUGGUAUCGUCGAAAAUGCGGUGGGAAAAGCUUGAGGUGAAGGCGAUAGGCACAGAGGGUGGAGGAGAGGUGUAUGGGCCAGGGAAGCGGUGGGGACACACCUGCAACGCCGUCAAAGGUGGCAGACUCGUCUAUGUCUUUGGCGGUUACGGCAAAGAUAACUGUCAGACCAACCAAGUUCAUGUCUUCGACACUGUGAAGCAGACAUGGAGCCAACCCGCUGUAAAAGGCUCCCCACCUACACCAAGGGACAGCCAUACUUGCACAGCCAUUGGUGAUAAUCUGUUUGUGUUUGGGGGCACAGAUGGAAUGAAUCCUCUGAAGGAUUUGCAUAUAUUAGACACUUCUUCACAUACAUGGAUUUGUCCAACCAUAAGAGGAGAAGGGCCUCAGGCACGAGAGGGUCAUAGUGCAGCAGUUGUUGGCAAACGGCUAUUCAUCUUUGGUGGUUGUGGAAAAUCUGCAGAUAAUAAUAAUGAGGUCUACUACAAUGAUCUUUACAUAUUAAAUACAGAGACAUUUGUUUGGAAGUGUGCUACAACAUCAGGCUCUCCACCAUCUCCUCGUGAUAGCCAUACUUGUUCAUCUUGGAAAAGUAAAAUUAUUGUGAUAGGCGGUGAAGAUGGGCAUGAUUAUUAUUUGUCUGAUGUCCAUAUCCUUGAUACUGAUACUCUAAUUUGGAGGGAGCUGAGUACAUCAGGCCAAUUAUUGCCACCCCGGGCUGGUCACUCCACUAUUUCUUUUGGCAAGAACUUGUUUGUUUUUGGUGGAUUUACAGAUGCGCAAAAUCUAUAUAAUGACCUUUAUAUGCUCGAUAUUGAUACCGGUGUUUGGACAAAUGUUACAACUGCAACCAAUGGUCCUUCUGCUAGAUUUUCUGUGGCUGGUGACUGUUUAGAUCCUUUUAAGGGUGGUGUUCUUGUAUUCAUUGGUGGUUGUAAUAAAAGUCUUGAGGCCCUGGAUGAUAUGUAUUACCUAUAUACAGGGAUUGCUCGGGAAAGUGAGCAGAGGCCAGAGAAGUUAUCUUUAAGGAAGCAAUUGAAACUGAAAUGCCAAGAACAAAAUCUUAAUCCUAGCCAAAAUCAAGUUCUAGUUAGAUAUGGAGUGGGUUCUGAUAUGGGCCAGAUCAUGACAGUAUUGAAUUAUAGCCAGCCAAGUAGACCAAAUAUCCCAGUAAACCAGUCCCUACCUUCUGGAAAGAAAAUGUUUGAAGCCAAGGUCACUGAAAACAUUUCAGAAGGAUAUACUAUUGAAACUGUUAUUGAUGGAAAGCCUCUUCGUGGAAUUCUGUUUGUAAACAAGCCAAACUCUCUGUACUCAGCUGCUCAUACUUCCAGUAGGAAAAGGACUGCUGGUGAAAUUGAUAAUGUUGUCUCAAAUGGUAUGCAUCCUAACCAAUUAAGGACUCCGAAAGUGCUCAAGCAGAAUCAAAUGGAAAAUAGGGAAGCAUUUCGUGGAGACAGUUCUGAAUCUCAUGAACACCGCACUGAAUCUGUUGCUGUGCUUAUGGCAACUGACCCAACGACUGCCAAUGUUUCUGAUAUCCAUAAGGCUGAGAUUGGUCCAUACUCAAUAGAAUUAUUGUGUGAAAAAAUCGACCGAGUGAUUCAGGUUUCUGCCAACCCUGAACCAGAAGCUGCUGCUCUGAAUCGAAAUGAUGAAAAACAUGAAACACCCCAAUCCUUAAGCGGAAACUUAAUAAAUGACGCGACAAGUUCCAAAGCUGAGGUGCAAACAAAUAUGCUAAUUUCCAAUUUUGAAGUUCCAAGACAUGAUAUAAAAAGUGAUGCCCCAAACUACAACACUGAAUUUCCGAAACCUUCUGCAGCUGAGAGUGCUACGUGUCUAUCAAAUCAAGGUGCAGUGGCGGAUUCCACAACUCCAACGACAAGAGAAUGCGGUGGACCAGCAAAAAUAAUUUGAACUCGGGAGAUAAUGGCUGAUGGUGAUAACUUUGUCUGCAAGGCAUUUGUACAUUCCUCUUCCCAAGGUGAUCAUAGAGGUCAAUAUAACUGGUGAUAUAGACUAACGUCCUCAACUGGUGCGAUAUACAAUUAUCUGCUCACUGACACCCUUUGGACUGAAAUUUUAAUUGAACAAAACCAUGAUUACUUUUAGGUGUAGGUAGUAGUCAUAGAAGCAGUUCUAGUUUUGAAACUACUGAGUUGUCUAUUUAUGUUCAUUCCUGUCUUCAUUUAUUGCAAGGAAGGAAAAUUUUGUUUUGUUGGUGCUUGGGCAUCAAUAUUGUUUCCAAAUGCAUAUUUGCCUAUUAAAACUCCAAGGCUCUUGGAGUUAUUCUAUUGUUCUUUUUUCAUCUUU